AAGCAAAGGAAAGCAAGAUGUCCUCCUCGCUCCUUCCAGCAUCUGCUCUCCCUCUUCCGAUCGAGCUCUAUCUUCAGAUCAUUGAACACGUUAUCGCCACCCCUCAUGGAGCCGUCCCAAUUGCGUUUCCCCCAUCUGAUAUCCGCACACGCACAUUACACUCGCUCCUUUUUGUCUGUAAACCCAUAUCCAAAGCUGCGUCUCCCUACCUCUACACCCACUGUCUUCACCUUAACACUCCCUCCCGUGUGGAGAAGAUCCGAGCGCAAGCCGGCCCUGUCGACAGCGGCUGGCUCAGCAAAUUAAUAUAUGGCAACCCUCAAUACGUCGAACCGCCUCGAAUUACAAGUCUUUACCUUUGCCAUAGCAUCCCGGAAGUACGUAAGGUCCUGGUACACAUACCAGAGUCCGCUGGUGUCAUUGUUUCUGGAAGUGUGUUGAAACACGACUCAUGUCGUGUUUGAACACCCACUCAAGUCGCGGUUGAGCACCUAUUUUAGUGGCUUUAAACACCGACACCGACAGAAGCCAAAAUGGGGUCUUACACACGACUUAAGUGGCACUUGAAGACGACAAACACCAGAGGACCUCGUCUCUGUCCUACUCCCACCCUUCUACUUAUGAAAACCCGCUAACAUAUGUAUUGUCACCUUAAGUGGUAUCAGUAUGAGAAUCUUCGGGUGGCCACCAGCCUGCUCAAGCUCGUGGCGCCGACUUUAAAGCGACUCGCGCUGUUCCUCCCUGUCGGCAACGUAUCGCAGACUGUGAGGUAUGAACUUA
Molecule: messenger RNA, 780 nt
Organism: Mytilinidion resinicola
Lineage: Eukaryota; Fungi; Ascomycota; Dothideomycetes; Mytilinidiales; Mytilinidiaceae
Exons: 1
Coding region: 18-464 (148 amino acids)
Source: RefSeq, a predicted model, not a curated record